GCUAAGUCCAUCUUCCGGCUUGGGCAGACGCUGCCGCGGAAUCCUUGACUCUAGUUUUCUGAGUCGGUGAGUGAGUGCAAAGUAGAUUCCUCAGGUGGAGGGUGCCUGAGGAAGAGGAGGAGGAGGAGGAGGACAGCUGGGCUCGGCCCCGGAGUGGCUAAUCUGGUGCUGCAACCAGUGGGCCGACAGGGCCUUGGCCCUUCGCAGGGUUGCCUCCAGAAUACCUGUGUGCUGAACCUGGCAUCCGGUUUCAGUUCAGCAGAUGUUCCCUGAGCUCCUCCUGCUCUGUGUGGGCCCCUGAGCUCGGUGCAGGAACACAGAUGCAUCAGGCACCAUCUCGCGGUGCUCAGAGAGAGCAGCUGACUCUCUCUGGUUGAAACGGGAGGUGGAGUCAUAUUAGUUUUACUUGAUUUGGGCUUAAAGGAGCCUAAUCACUAGCUGAAAAAAGGAACUGGAAACGCGAAUAUUGUGAUCAUGGCUGCUGAGUCUGAUGUUCUGCAUUUCCAGUUUGAACAGCAAGGAGAUGUGGUCUUGCAGAAAAUGAAUCUUUUGAGACAGCAGAAUUUAUUUUGUGAUGUAUCAAUUUACAUUAAUGACACUGAGUUCCAGGGGCACAAGGUGAUUUUGGCUGCUUGCUCCACUUUUAUGAGAGAUCAGUUUUUACUCACACAGUCAAAACAUGUCAGAAUCACCAUCUUACAGAGUGCAGAAGUUGGCAGAAAAUUGUUACUGUCUUGCUAUACUGGAGCACUUGAAGUUAAAAGGAAAGAGCUUUUGAAAUACUUGACUGCUGCCAGUUACCUUCAGAUGGUUCACAUUGUGGAAAAGUGCACAGAAGCUUUGUCAAAGUAUCUGGAAAUUGAUCUUUCUAUGAAAAACAACAACCAACACACUGACCUGUGUCAGUCUUCUGAUCCUGAUGUUAAGAAUGAAGAUGAAAAUUCUGAUAAAGACUGUGAGAUAAUUGAAAUUUCAGAAGAUAGUCCUGUAAACAUAGAUUUCCAUGUUAAAGAAGAGGAAAGCAAUGCUUUGCAGUCUACAGUAGAGAGUCUGACAUCAGAGAGAAAGGAAAUGAAGUCACCAGAGCUGUCUACAGUAGACAUAGGUUUUAAAGACAAUGAAAUUUGUAUCCUUCAUGUAGAAUCCAUCAGUACAGCUGGUGUCGAAAAUGGGCAGUUUUCACAGCCUUGUACCUCUUCAAAAGCAAGCAUGUAUUUCUCUGAAACACAGCAUUCAUUGAUCAAUUCUACAGUUGAGAGCAGAGUGGCUGAAGUUCCUGGGAAUCAAGAUCAGGGCUUAUUUUGUGAGAAUACUGAAGGAAGUUAUGGUACAGUGAGUGAGAUUCAGAAUCUGGAGGAAGGUUAUUCACUGAGGCACCAGUGCCCCAGGUGUCCUCGAGGCUUUCUUCAUGUUGAAAACUAUCUGCGCCACCUUAAAAUGCAUAAACUAUUCUUAUGCUUACAGUGCGGAAAAACAUUUACACAGAAGAAAAAUCUCAACCGACACAUUCGAGGACACAUGGGCAUACGGCCCUUUCAGUGUACUGUGUGCUUGAAGACAUUUACUGCCAAAAGCACACUUCAGGACCACUUGAACAUACACAGUGGGGAUCGGCCAUACAAAUGCCACUGUUGUGAUAUGGAUUUCAAGCACAAGUCUGCUCUCAAAAAGCACUUAACCUCUGUCCAUGGCAGAAGCAGUGGUGAAAAACUAUCUAGGCCUGAUCUCAAAAGGCAAAGUCUACUAUAAUUAUAAUCACAAGACUUGUUAUAUAAAGUUUGUAUUAUUCUAUUACGCAAGUCUUUCUGUAGAGAUGCAGCAUUUGUAAUAUUUCAUCCCCCCAAUCUUUGUUUCUUAUAUUUUGUCAGCUUACACAUAAUCAUUCUUUCUGAACUUCUAACAGUUCCAAAGUUAUGGGAGGCACAGUAAAGCUGAUGGGAUUCUGUCUCAUCUCAUACCUUACAUAUAAGUCUCAGUAGUAUCCCUAGAGAAAUAGUGUUCCUCUCUUAUAUAUUCUUGAUUCUAGUGACAAAGGAUCCAGCAGUAUUUGCAGAUUCUGAUUUGGAGUCUCUAGGUAAUUGAUUUAAGUAUAAAAUCCAAUCAUAUAAAAACUUUAAUGAAUUAGGAUAACAAGAAGAGAAAAUAAAGGUAAAAACACUAUUAUCUGUUUCUAGUCACUUUAGAACAGAUGGCACUAAAAAAAUUUUUUUUUAACUUUUUACCAGCUGUUCUUGGAUUCCAAACUAAACACCAAGAUACUUCUCAUUUUAAAAUGUAUAAAGUAACAAUUCAGAUUCACUUGGGAAUAGCAGAAUUUUUUUAUACAGGGUUAAUAAUCCUUAAAAUACUUUUAUUUCCAUGCCUUAUUAGUAUACAUACUUAAGAAAUGGUUCAUUGGGCCCAAGUUUCUUGAUUUUAUUUAAUACAAUCGGAUUUAAUAAUUUUGUGGCCGGUAAAAUUAUACCAUUGGCAUGAAGCUGUGAAAAAUGAGAAAUUCUACCUUUACCAGGGAUAUCUGUUCUACUGUUUUAAAAGUUCCUCUCUAUUUUAUUUUUUAUUUAACAUGAAGUAAAAUUGAAAUUUCUUCUUGGUGUAUAGUUCUGUGAAUUUUAACAGAAAGAUUUGUGCACCACUACUGCAGUCGCUACAGAACAGUUCCUUCACUCCCAAUAGCUCUCUCAUGCCGUCCCUUUGUAGUCAGCUCCUUCUAGCUCUAAUCCUGGCAACAGUUCUCCGUCACUAUUAUUUUGCCUUUUCUGGACUGUCAUAUAAACAGAAUCUUAUAGUACGUUCCCUCUUGAAAUGCUUUUUCACCCAGCAUAAUGACUUUGAGAUUCAUCCAUGUCAUUUUAAAUUUUGAAUUGGCAAUAUAUAUUCUAGCUGUUACUAGAUGAGCAAUUUAAAAAGGGGUAGCUAUUAGUGUUGUAUUUUUUCAUUUACAUUAAUGUAAUUUCCAUUCACUAUGUGUUGAUAAAAAUCUUAACCAUCCCUAGAGUUUUAUAUUUCCAAAAAUAUGCCAAAAGGAAAACCAUGACUGUAUGAUUAUUUUAGCGAGAGUCAUAUUUGAGAUGGUGUUCCGAGCCAUAGUUCUCUAACAUCUCCGUCUACAUAUAACACAAAACUUUUAAAAAUUAUUUUAACAAAGAUUAAAAUAUACUGCAGGGCAAAUAAUAUUCUCUAAAACACAGGAACUGCUUUUCGUAAGGAAGACUGACUAGAUGCAUCUUUCUUUGAAGCUGUUCUAGUCCUCCUCUAGUUAACUUAGCUUUAUGUAGAAUUUCUACUGUAUUUAAUUUCUAUUGAAGCCCUUCUGUAUUUUAAAAUGUAAUAUACUUUGUACCAUUUAUAAAAAUUGUGUGAUGAAUGAAUCACAUGUUCGUUGUUAUAAGUGUUAACCUUUUUUUGACAAUUUUGUGGGAAAGACAUUCUCCACUGAAUUUUAACUUUCCUUGAGACUUUCAAGAAUGCAGGUCUCGUUUGAUGAAAAAACCGACUUCAUAACCCAAUGUUACUAGUUAGCGACAUUGUGCUGAACUUCUCCUUGAACUUUUUAACUUUAUAUGUAAAAUAACUUUGAUCUUGAUCAUUUGAAAGAUCAUUUCCAGGUCUAAAAUUCCAUGAUUUUAUAUUUAAUUCUUCCUGAGAACAGAAGAGGGGAAAGCAAGAGAGGACGGUUUUGUGUCUUUAUGAACUUUGUUACUUAAGUACUCCAUUGGAGACAUAAUUUUUCUAAUUAGUGGAUCUUUUUCCACUGGAAAGUGUGAUAGCUCAUUGCUAACGUUUCAUUCAUAGCUCAUUGCUUCCAUUUGACCUAAGAUUGGCCAUUUGUUGGUGUGAAAAUAUUUUCUUUUCAGAAAUAGUUUACUAGUGAUUGAAGUACUUUUCUUAUUUUUGCUUCCUAUUAUAAAAUGGCGUGGGGGGAAGGGGGAAGGAUGGAGAUGGGAGGAGAGGGUAAAAGAAUAGUACUCUGAUUUUUUAGGAAUUAGUAUCUACUAUCUUGGAUAUUUGAAAAAAAAUUGGUUGAAACUAUGUUUAAGUUUUAUGUGUGCCUUGUAAGAUUGUUGUAAAAUUUUUUGUGAGCACUUUGAGAUUUUUGCUGGGGGAGGGGUGUUUUGUGAAAGUGAUGGUUAUUAUUUAUAUUAUUUAUUCCUGUUCAGUAGCACAGAAUGAUCUCCAAACAUUCCUAGGAGAGUGUCUGUUUGCAUGAUAUGUCUAAAAAUUUUCAGGAAAAUGGAAUCUUUUUUUAAAGUUCAGGUAUGACAAAGUAUAGAAUUUAUUCAUUUAACAUAUUCACAUUUAGUUUGUGUUUCUGAUAUGACAGAAAAUUGCAAAGUGUUUGAGUUCAGCCUCUUCAUUUACUCCAUUUACAUAUAAAAGAUCUUGAAAAGGUAGUCGUUACUUCGUUGUAAGAGAAAAACACUUGCCCUUUUUCCUGGGAUGUAACUAUCUUACAUGUUUACAUAAGAAAUAAUAAACUGGAGGUGGGAAUGGA
Molecule: messenger RNA, 4492 nt
Organism: Pan troglodytes (chimpanzee)
Lineage: Eukaryota; Metazoa; Chordata; Mammalia; Primates; Hominidae
Gene: ZBTB6
Product: zinc finger and BTB domain containing 6
Exons: 2
Coding region: 475-1749 (424 amino acids)
Biological process (GO): regulation of transcription by RNA polymerase II
Molecular function (GO): RNA polymerase II cis-regulatory region sequence-specific DNA binding; DNA-binding transcription factor activity, RNA polymerase II-specific; protein binding
Source: RefSeq, a predicted model, not a curated record